Molecule: messenger RNA, 10651 nt
Organism: Caenorhabditis auriculariae
Lineage: Eukaryota; Metazoa; Nematoda; Chromadorea; Rhabditida; Rhabditidae
Source: the annotation of a GenBank genome assembly
AUGUCUGCUGAAUCAUUUGAAAAUAUCCUCUGUUUCUCAUUUUGUACUAACAGGGAAGCAAAAAAAACUUUGCUGCUACUUGAAAAUUGGGCGAGGAUUGGAGCAGAUUCAGUGGGGAGAAGACUCCGAGGGAAGAGAUAUCUUGUUUCGCUGUGUUAUUCUUGUCGUCCUCAACGGGACUGCGAGGUGGAAAAGAGUGGGAAAACUCAUAAACACAGAGUGAAACGGCUAAAAGUGUCACUUACCUUCAAGCUGGCCAAGAAUUUUUCUUUUAAAUUUUUUUCCUGGAUCGUUCAUCGAUUUUCUAGUGUGAUUUACAAUUUUUUUCUUCGAGCUUUCAGUUCACCACAUUGAUAGAAGAGAGCUAAAACUCAAAAAAAUUCAUUUUUUUGAAAAAUCAAACCAAAAAAAUUUCCAAGAGGAAAAAAAUUGUUACUUUUUAAAAAAACGUUAUUUUUUUCUGAAAUAAAAAAAUAUGAAAGACUUUAAAUAGAGAUAGUUGAGCGCCUUAUGUUCAGAAUCAUUGAAAAAGCUCCAUAAGCCUUCAUUUCAGUUUUUUUCCGUUCAUUUUACGAAAUUUUAGUGAGUCUUUUUGUUUUUUUAACAUGACCUCCUAUGAAACUUCAUUUUUUUCGUUAUUAUAAUCGAAAAAAAUUUUUGGAAAAACGCCAUUUUCUCAUGUUUCAGUGGGUCCGAAAUGGCCAGCAGGGGCGUCGCCUCCGGCGGAGCACCAGAACGGCAACCUGCCAACGGUGAGCUCAUUUGAUCAAAAACAGAAGUAAAAAAAGAUAGUUGAACUUAAUUUUGUUUUUCUUUUUUUAAGCUAAAUUUUUUUCGAAUUUUCAGGUUGUCAUAAGUCAACCAGGAUCGCCGGACACGAUAGACAAACAAAGUGAAGAACGAAACGGUAGGUUUUUACUUUGUAAACUGGAGAAUAGGUACGAGAAGGACGGAAAGAGAAUAUGAAGCUUUAGAAAAAAAUGUUUCUCAAUCAAAAACCAAAAAAAAAUAGCUUUAGAUUGACGCUCUUUUCCUUACGAAUUUUUUCGGCGUUUUGAAGGGGCUCAAAAAUCUGCAGAAACAUAAAAUACGGUAGCUUAAUAAAACGAAAAAAAAAACAGCUCAAAAAUAUUGAAAAGGCUCACUGUGGGAAAAGUUAGCUCGAGGCGGCGAAUGUCAAAAAUGAACUGUAAAUCACUGAAAAGAUAACUUGGAGAAAACUGAUAUCAGUGCUCAAUUAUUACAGUCCCUCAUUAGUUCCUGAGAUUAUUUGAAAGACAUGUUGCGAUUUUGUUAUCAGUUUCUGGUGUUGAUAAGCCCUCCCACUCAACUUCAGUGUGUCGCAACAAGUGUGAAGCGAUGCUUCGAAUUCGGAUUUUCUUUUCAGAUUGAUUACUCAUUUCUUCAUUCUGAUGUGGAUCUGCCCUAAAAUUUCUGUUGUUUGAAUAGAAAAUAGUAAAAGAUUUGGUAAAGUCGUUUCUUAUAACUUGACGUAGAAUAAGAAAAAAAGAAGAGUUUCGAAAUCAUAAAAAAAUGACAAGAAUCCUUGGGUUAUUGGGGAUCAAAUGGUCAGCUACUGAAAAAAACAGGAAUUCAUUGCGGAUGACGGUGAUUUAUUAUCCACUUAGAAUACCCUUUCUAUUUGAUCCAUAUCGAAAAAUCUUGGUUAUUCUAAAUUUCCUUACAUCAAGAAAUUUUUUUGUUGAUGUCUUGGUAAAUUUUGUUGAACUCCAAACUGUGAUUAAUUUCAAUUUCUUUUUUUAGUAAGAAGUUAUGAGAUGAUUAUUUCUUGAGAGAUCUCAGCUGUUUGUUCAAAGUCUUUUUUUACCCAGAGGUUCCCAAAUUUCUAUCAAAUCUGAGUUUUCAUCAUUGAAUAAUUUUAAUUAUCUAUCUUCAACUCAAUCUCAAUACUUUUCAACGCUUCAAAUGUCCUCCAGCCUGUAAGAAGUUCACUAGCCUGAACAAAUAUACGAACAACCGAAGUUUUAUGGAUUAUUUGAAAUGACACUCUCCCGAGCGUUGUGACCACUUGUCGUCUGUCUGCACAAAAAGAGACACGUCAUCGGGGUGUCCUUCAGCCCCAUGGUCCAUCCAAAACUUUUUUUUCCGAUUUGCCGUCGUUUUCGAAUCUCUUCUGUCUUGACCACGCUUUCCUUCCUCGUAUCUCUGAAAGUCCUCACUGUGAAUUGGUUCAUGUAAUGAGGGAAAUGUACAAAUUAGACUUGAACAUUGAGAAGCAAAAAGACACGCCGUCAACUUUCAGUACCUCUAAUUGGCACGAAAAAUCUCUUCGUUGAUGCUCGCCAUGAAGAUUCUUUUUUUGCACUCUCAAAAUUCUCGUAAAUCCGCAAAAACGUUUUAAAUUGAACAAAAUGAGAAAAUAUUUGCGCAAAAAAAUUUUUUUAGUUUCUAAGAAAGGGUUCUUCGAAAUUACUCGAUCCAGACAAAUAUUUUUGAUUUUUUUGCGUUCUUUUGAAAAAAACUUACGAAUGAUGAAAUUUUUGAAAUCUGCAACAACUACGGUCAAAAUUCAAUGUUUUUUUGGAAUCUGUUCGGUACGUUCCAAAAAACCCCUCGGAAAAUUUUUUUGAAGAAAUUUGUUUGAAGCUUUUUUGAAGGAGCGAAACUUUUUUAUAAUCUUCGAGAACUGUUGAAAAAUGAGUUAUGAGCUUUGCUUGUUCCGAAAAAAAUUUCUCGAUCCAAAAAUAUACAUUCAAAACAAAUUUUUAGUUAAAACGACAUGGAAAGUUAGUAAUAAUAUAAUUUUCAAGAAAGAGUUUGAAAGGAGGAUUAGGUGAGAAAUUGUCGGAUUACUGUUAUCGAAAAUGAUUAUCAGGCGAUUUUCUCAUUCAAACAUUUUCUUUCGAUUCAGUACGUAGAAAUUGAAGAAAAAAUAGUUUUUGAGGCACAUGAGAGUCGAAAAAAGGCUUUUUUGAACAAUGAAUCACUCACAAAACUAUGAUCUCAUGAAUCGAAUUUCAGCAUCAUCCAUGUUAAAAUGUUUUUUUCUCAGAAGUCAAUUACAAACAACAAAAAAAGCAUAAAUAUUUUUUUGUUAUGCACAUUAAUUGGUUUAUUCAAAAAAUGGAAUAGAAUAAAAAGGAGUGAUAGGGCUUCAUCCGCCGGCUCUCUGUUACAAUUACGAGUUAUUGCCAGCUGCUUUGCCGCGAAGUUUUGUCUGUUGUUGUCACUAAAUGGGUACGCGGCUGUCCUCUCAUGAUAGUAAAUAUUGAUUUCCGGGAUUCGGACAUUCCCAUCAUUUUUUUGCCUGACAUAUAAAGGAGUGACAAGGUCACUUCGAAGAAAAGCAAGAAUUUUUCGAAUCGCAACAGUUCCAGAAAAAAAUUUUCGAUACUUACUUCACUCACAUAAAGCUUGAAGCAUUGUGUUUUCUUCCGUUUUUUUAAAGGAUCUAAUAACUUCAAUAUACUUGCGAACUUUUUGAAACAGGAAACUCUCUUUUUUCAAUUCGUUAUUCCAGCUUUAGCGUGGCUUUCAAACAACCUCAACCAAAAGUGUCCGGAAGUGCAUUCAAAUCAUUGAUGAGGGGGUACAGCUAAAGUUCACUUAUUUGCAACCUAAAAAGUUUUCAUAAGAUUUUACCAGAUAACAUCCAUUUCAAGCAGAUUUUUGAUGCUCUGAUAGUUUUUUUGUUUGGUACAGGUCCUCAAAGUUAUAAUUCACAAUGCGAAAGUUCCCAUGCGAUCAUUUCUUGAACAACGAAAAUAGAAACACGACGUGUGUUUUUGACUUUCUUUGUGUUUCCAAACCUUCAACCUUGCUUUUUAACAAUAUUCGAUGAAAAAGUUUUCAAUAGGAAGACAUUUUACAAUCGGCUCAUUUUUUUUCACUAGCGUUUUCGUUUUCUAUUUCUCUACAAACGUGGCGUACUGCAAAUUCUAAAAUUGUUUUCUUCUUUUUUUUUUUUAACACGUUUAUUUUCCUUUCAAAAGAGAAAAACGAAAUGUAUCCUUGGAUGAAUGCCAAAGAUACCGAGGGAAAAUUUUCGAAUUGGCUCCCACCCCGCCCAUCAAACCUAUCAGCUCACUAUCAGUUCCCGAACACCAUUUCACAUUGGGUUUAUGACGUACUCUUCAGUCUCAUACUCUUUUUAUUGUUGUAAUAGGGCCGCGAAAUGCGAUCAAAUUACCGUAUUUAUCAACAUACUGAUCACCCUUUAUGCCAAGUUUCGAUGGUACAAGCUGCGCUAUAACACCAAAAAAAAGUGGAAAUUCUACCAUUUUUAUCUGAAUUAGAAGAAUCUCUCACUUCCUAGACAAGGAAGAGUGUUGAAGUAUACUACGAAGUACGCUGGUUUCGAAUGUAUCACUCGAAAAAUCUCAACGUGUGUCAAAAGAUUAAAAAUGGUUUUUUGGGUUUCCUAGACGUAAUAACUUGACUGUACCGAAUGAAGAGUUUUCUCUCAAAAUAAAAUAGAGCGACUUUGAUUUUAAUACAGAAAACUAUCAGCGAAGGGUCUUCCACUUGAACAUUUUUUGAAGUUUCAAAUUUCUUUUUGUAUUUUCCCAGUAAGCAACUUAAUGAAUGUUUCCUAUGAAAAGUCUCUAACCCUAAGCUUUUUUUUUCAGGAAGAGCAUUCUAUAUCGACGACGACAACGAUUGCUCGUCCUUCGACGGCAGCCAACUCGGAGUUAUGAACCACGAACUGGAUUACUCAACGCUGUCGAUCAAUAUGCCAGGAGGUUUGAAAUUUCGUUUUUGAGCUCCUCUGGAGUGCUCGAAUUGAGAUAAGAAUUACAAUCCGCUUUGUCCAGUUUUACACUUCUUUGUUUGAAUAAUCCUGGAUGACGAAAAGCCUCGCGAGUGUAGCGGAGUACAAUGCGUACUCUAUUUAAUUUGAUUCUUGAGAAAUCAGAGAGAAAAAGGACUCGUUCCAUUUCCCAGUGAGGUGAGAUUUUUCAGUCCACGAAACAGUUCAGAUACAUAAAAUGAUAACCCUGAAGUUCUAGCUCGCGCACCUGUUCAAGGAGCAUUAAGAAGACUUUAAAAGAAAGAAAAAAAAAUGUUCCCACUCUGGAAAUCAAUACUUUUGUGUAUAUAAGGCAUAUACCAGCAAUUUUUCAACAAAUUACGAACCUAAACGAAAUAGUCAAAUUAAAAAAAUCGAAUGUUUACAUUCAGAGAGAAAUUUUUACAGCGUUCAGAGAGAGUUAUUCUGUAAAAAGUUGAAAUUGGUUUUUUUAACAACUUUUCUUAAAUAAAAAAAGGAACUUCUUGAUGGAUACUGAUCCGAAAAAUAGUUCUCUCUGAAGUUUUUUCUACCUUCCGCUUUACGUUUGUCAGAUAAUUCUUGUUUCGAAAAAGGAAGGAAAAAAGACAGGUUUAUUCAUCGAUGAACUUUCGUGGAAAAAAAAAAUUAACAAACUUUCGAAAAAAAUCUCUCCAUCCAUCAAAACAAAAAAUUUCAAGGUGCUACGGAGCAGCUAUGGCCAGUGGCUCCUGACGGUGGAUAUGGCUGGAUCAUCGUCCUGGCUGCUUUUUUCUCCAAUCUCAUCGUCGACGGCGUCUGCACUUCUUUCGCUGAAUUCAAAAAAUCCUACUCGGAGCAUUUCCAUGUGAGCAUUACUCUUUUUCCCAUCUUGUGUCAUAAAGCCCCUUUUCCAGUCUUCCGACGCUGCAACAGCCCUGAUCGGCUCGAUUCUUAUUGGUGUUUACUUACUUGUCGGUUCGUUUCGAGCCAGUUCCACAAUAAAAGAGAAUUUCAACUUAAGGACCUAUUGUGGGUGGUCUCGUGAACAAGUAUGGAGCACGAGCUGUCGUUGUGGCCGGAGCUGUGGUUUCUGGAAUCGCCUUCAUUAUCUCAGUCGCUUCUCCAAACAUCUACAUUUUCAUGGUCAUCUAUGGCGGACUGGGAGGUGCCGGAUUCGGAAUGAUUUACCUUCCUGCCAUCGUCGUCGUCAGUUAUUACUUCGAAAGCAAACGGUCAGUAUAUCGAUCUUUGAUGGAAAACUAGUAAUUUUUUUAUUAUAAAAUCUAGACGUGCUAUCGUGUGAUCAACUUCUUUCUUUUACUUAUCGAGAUCUUGAAAAAUCCUGGUAUACAGAAACUUAUUUGGUUAUGAGACAGUUUUGAACUUCGCUGAAUAACAGUGACUAAACACGCUAAUGUUAUAAAAUGUUCAACUAUUGUCUUUUCUUAGUUAAAUUCUCAUCAAUUUCAGUGCGAUGGCCACUGGAAUUGCUGUGGCUGGCUCUGGAGUUGGAACUAUUGUGAUGCCGAUUCUUUCCGAGUACUGCAUUGCGAGUGAGUGCCGGAAAAGCUUUUGUCGGGACAUAUGACUUAAUUUCAGAUUUCGGAUGGAAAUACACGGUCUGGGUGCUCGCUUCCCUUGUUUUCUCGUGUUCCCUUUUUGGACUUCUCUACAGACCGCUUCCCAUGCCCAACGCAGCUGAGAUCAAAGAUCAAGAGCUUCAACCACUUCGUCAAGCUCUCUCGAAAAUGUCAGAUGGUGAAGAAGAGGAGGUUGCGAGUUUUUCUUCCAAACUUUCACUUUCAAAAAUUGUUUGCAGGUUUCUUCAAACGCAAUUGAAAGCCCAGCAGCUAACAGAUGCCAAUCAGUCGCCAGCUCGGCUAUACCGCAAGGCGAAGACGACAUAGGCUCGUUUUUUGAUACUUCUGUGAAAAAAAAAUAGAUCAUCAUAUUUGCUCAGUUCACGGAGGUUUUCUUAAAACUGCUUGUAAUCUUGGCUAAUUUAUGUAACAGAAGAUCAAAUAACUGCGAGUUUUAGAACUUUCAAUUAUUUAUACUCAACCAUUCUGAAUAGCGAGAUAAAAAUGAAUUUCAUAAAAUAAUUAUUUUCUGAAUCGUUGGACCAAGAAAUCUUUUACAGGGAGUGGUUAUGGAAUUCUUCCAAGUAGAAAUUUUCAUUUUCAGACGAUCCUCAGAGUGACCCAACUCUGCAAAGGCUUCGAAAUGCUCUGUCCGAAUGUGAAGGUGAAGCUCCAGAAUCUCCUGCGACUCAGCAGAAACCUCCCCUCUCCCCUCUUCCCGAAAACACUGCUAGCAAAAGCAGAGCUUCAACCAACGUUCAUGCUCCUAUUUCGGCUUCGAGCUCGCGCCCAAGAAAACUCACCCUGACUAGCAUGACCAGUGACAUGGCGUCUACCAACGACCUCAAAGCUUCUCGAACGAAUUUGAACAGCCAAUUGAGCAGAAUCUCCGUCCGCAGCUACGCUAAGUCUCUGAGCAAACUCAGCCGCGCUGGUGAUGCCUCUACUCUGAGCAUUGCUAUGAGCGUGAGUUCUCUCAAUUGAAACGAAUCUGAUGAUUUUUUUCAGGGCGUCGAUCCGAAAGAGUUCUCUCGCCCUAUGAACCGUCAAGACAUCUUUUAUGGCGGCUCCAUUCGCAACUUGAAAGAGUUCAAGCAAGAAGGGGGACAUUUGCCGUCAUAUCGAGCAUCAGUGCUAUCGAUUCCUCGAUCAGUUGUGGGACAAGCCGCAUCUCAGAUGAAUUUGGCUCAAAGUCAAGCAGGUUCAGUUGUUUCGAAAACUAUGAGAUAUUUUAAAAUAAUCAGGGGAUCUCGGAAGCAGAAUGGGUGGCUCAAGAAUGUCCAGAAACGCUGGCGGACUUGCAGAGGAAGAGGAAAUCAUUGAUGAUUUUUAUGACAACGGGUGAGUCUUCAAGUUUUUUGUCCCGACUUCUAAGGCCGCGGUAAAGACUUCACUGGAAUUUAGCUUUUUCCAGUUUUUUUAUGUUUUAUAUAAGGUUUUAAAUUUCGCCAUGUGCCGUUUCUGAGGACUUUCCAAAACUCCAUGCUUUGCAAAAAAAUUUCAGAACAGCAACUUUUUAAGUUUUGGUUUAUUUAUUUAUUCGUCAACUUCUAGAAUACACUAUUAACUUGAGCUGAACACCCGAAAAAUAUUUUUUUUAAACAUUCGAAAAAUAGAACGUUACCAGGUAACUUUGGCGUUUGGAGCCAUGAAUGCGCUUUUUCUCCAAAACUGUCAACUCUAUUUUUAAAUUGAAGACGUUGCCGAUGGAUCCCGUUGGCAAUAAGGAACGCCUUCUCUGAGAUGAUCGAUUUUGAACUUCUGAAAGACCCAGUCAUGCUUUUAUUGUGCAUUUCCAACCUGCUCGGCAUGAUGGGUUUCUACAUUCCCUUUGUGUUCCUGAAAGAUCUCGCUAACGAGAACAAAGUCGAUCCGGCCAGCAGUCGCUAUCUUGUUCCUAUCAUCGGCGUGACCAACACCGUCGGUAGGAAAAUAUCUCUUUUUCAAAAUUUCCAUCACUCAACAUUUAAGGCAGGGUCUUCUUCGGCUGGUUCACAGACCAGGGUUAUAUUUCGGCCUUGAACAUCAACAACCUGGCUCUUCUCAUCUGCGGCGUGCUCACUUUGGCUUGUCCUUUCAUGCCGUCGUUUGUCGGUCUCACUGUUUAUUCUUCCUUGUUUGGUUUUUUCAUUUGUGAGUUUCUCUAAUUCAUGAAAAAAGAAAGGAAAACUUUUCAGCUGCUUACAUUUGUUUGACGUCUGUUGUUUUGUCCGAUUUGCUUGGUUUGGAGAAGUUGACCAACUCCUUCGGGCUUGUAGUUGUUGCUAGGGGUAUCUCUUCCCUACUUGGAUCACCUUUCGCUGGUAAGAUUUUUUUUUCGAGAAAGAAUCAUUGAUUUCGACUUACGAAGACAAAAAUAACCAAAAAAAAGGCAGUUCUCAUCUUCAAAAUAUAUGAAAAAAAUAGCUGAGAGGUUUUUGGAGUGAAUUAAAAACGAAAAUACAUAAGAGGUGACUUUUCAAAAGCUUGAGCGAUAAUAAUUUUUUUCACACUCUCGCGGAAAUUUUUGAGCUAAAAUGUAGGUUUGACGGGAAUCUAUUUGAAAGUUUCUUUUUGUCAUACAAUCCUGAAAUUGUUGAAAAGCGUUUUUUAAAAUACCUAUGGAUUUUUUUUGAGUCUCAUCAUUUUUCUCAGUGACCGGGUCAAGUUCGAAGUUCUGAAAUUGCAGGCUUGGUUUACGACAUGACUCAGUCCUACAGCGCUGCCUUUUACUUUGGUGGAGUCGUCAUUUUCGUGGCAGGACUGAUUUCCUGCGGGAUCCCAUUCAUUUACAAAUGGAAAAAAGAUGUGGAUGAUAAUGAAGGUAAAAAAAAUAAUCAAAUCUCAAAUUGGGAAAAAAGGUCCUGUGUAAAUGUUUGUAUCCGUCUUGGGAAAGUCCUUGUUAAUUAUAUUCAAAAAGAAAAACGAUUGAUUGAUUAACCUCAAUUAGGCGCUUGUUUGUCCGUCCCAUAGACCUCUCCUGAUGUUUUUUUAGGCGACGAAUUCACCAAGUUCCCAGACCAGGACAACAUGUCCGGCAAGUUGUCAGUGCUGACGGAACGGUCAGAAGAGAAUCUCACCGAGUACCAACGGACCAUCCAGAGUUUGCGUCAGCAGUACGCACUUCUUCAAGGUGAAACCCACCCUUGCGCUUCUUUUUCGCUGUCGCUCACUGAGGAUUGGUUUCAACUCCUAGUAGAACUUUUACUAUGAGAAAGUAAUGGCUUCCAAGGUUGAAAAGUUAGUAUCUUCAAAAAAAAAAAGCUAACAAAAGGUCACUUUGCUUUCAGGUUUAGAAAUUUUUUGAAAAUUGGCAAGAGAUCAUCAUUCGGAUCAGAUGAAGAUCCUGUGAAUAUACAACUGCAAAAUUUUUCAGUUUUUGAGAAAAGAAUCUCAGAGUCGAAGAAUAACAACAAAAACCGCUGAAAUGAGUAUUUUUGAGCCUUUCAUACAGUGGUCUACUAGGAGCUGCGACAGUCCUUAGUUACUCUCGCUAGAAUUAGUAUUUUUGUUAGCCGCAGAUCAUGUUUCGACCGAGGUGUUUCUUCAGUAACAUGUGAGAAAUUUAUCUUUCAAAUGAUCAUGGAAAGAAUAGUUCAUAUACUUUUCUCACUGAAUCUGCCUCGAUCAAAACUACGGUCAUUGCUAACAUUCGCUUCUGAAGAGUCGUGCUCCAAAAAUUCAAUUUUUUCUCCAUUCACAUUUCUUUGAGCUAUUUCAGCUCAACAUCUCAUAAUAACCUGAAUUAAAAAUUGAAAAUUUUUGAAGCACGACAAAAAACUCGCUUUGCUGCUUCACUGCUUUUUUUUCGCUUUAAAUGUUGCUUCUGCUCGUGAUUCUAGUCUUUGCACAACUAAAAAGAGCACUUCUGUCAAGUUCUACUUGUGAUCUGAUUUAUAUUCGUGGUAUUAGAACAGAAACAGGAAGACUAUUUCUACUUGAAUUUUAUUAAGAGAUUUCAUUCUAUUUUAUUCUUGUUCUGAGGAUCCUUCGAAUAAAAAAAAAUGCAACUCUUUUGAAUUCACUAGUGAUAGAAGUUCAAAAAGUUCUUGCUUUAUUUUCUGUUUCUAAAAAGAUUCAAAAAAUUUAUAUAGAGAAAUAACCUUGAUUGAAGAUAGUUCACUUAUUAACGUUCAUUUCAAUAUUUGGCGUAUUUUCGCAAUGUAUAACCAGUGGUGUUUGGUGGUUGGUGGGCAAUUUUGUGGUAUUUCCUGUUAACAAGACUUAUUAAACUUGUUCAGAGAUGGAAGAUGAGAAAAAGAAACAGAAGAAGAUUUUGAACGGGACUGCCGUUGAAGAGGUCAACGAAGAAGAAGAAGAGGCGGUUCCUAUGAAAUCCUUGAAGAGAAACAAAGAAGACGACAAGGAAAACGUUGAAUAA